AUGGUCAACGAUUCGGACUCGCGUUUGCCCGAAACUCCAUUAUCGUCCAUCCCUGAUCUUAGUGACCAUAACAAUCCCGCCACUUUUGCCGGCGCUGACGCAUUGCUUGUAAUCGUGGAGAAUCCGGUGGAGGCGCGCUCGCAGCAUAAGUUUGAAACCAGGCGACAACACAUCAUGAAUAUAGUUACUCUACAUCGAGACGGUAUUGCCUUCAAGCACAUGGACGAGCUAUUGGCCAAGUCAAAAUUCGAAGACAUGAUUGACGAUGAAGCUCAAGUAGUCCCAAGUCCGGUGGUGAAACUUCCUUGGAGUAGUCCACACACUUCCAAACUUCUCAACGAUCCAACAGCAGAGACUUAA
Molecule: messenger RNA, 360 nt
Organism: Lentinula edodes (shiitake mushroom)
Lineage: Eukaryota; Fungi; Basidiomycota; Agaricomycetes; Agaricales; Omphalotaceae
Exons: 4
Coding region: 1-360 (119 amino acids)
Source: RefSeq, a predicted model, not a curated record